UAACGAACGAGAAAAGAGUUUCCGACUGAGCUGCGUGCAGCCAGAGUGGAAUGAAGAGAAUGAUAGGUUUGGGGUUUGAGGGUUCAGCCAACAAGAUUGGUGUUGGGGUUGUGAGCUUAGAUGGCACAAUUCUUUCAAACCCAAGGCACACAUACAUCACUCCUCCUGGUCAAGGCUUUCUUCCUAGAGAAACAGCACAACACCAUCUUCAACACAUUCUUGGUCUUGUCAAAUCUGCUUUGGAAACAGCACAAGUCACUCCAAAGGACAUUGAUUGCCUCUGUUAUACCAAGGGUCCUGGCAUGGGAGCUCCAUUGCAAGUGGCUGCUGUUGUUGUUCGUGUUCUUUCACAGCUUUGGAAGAAGCCCAUUGUUGCUGUCAAUCAUUGUGUGGCACAUAUUGAGAUGGGCAGGGUUGUAACUGGUGCUGAUGAUCCUGUUGUCUUGUAUGUCAGUGGUGGCAACACUCAGGUCAUUGCUUACAGUGAGGGGCGUUACCGAAUCUUUGGAGAGACCAUUGAUAUUGCUGUUGGGAAUUGCUUGGAUCGUUUUGCAAGGGUUUUAACACUUUCCAAUGAUCCAAGUCCUGGAUACAACAUUGAGCAGCUUGCGAAGAAAGGAGAGAUAUUUAUAGACCUUCCUUAUGUUGUAAAAGGGAUGGAUGUAUCUUUCAGUGGAAUAUUGAGCUAUAUUGAAGCAACUGCUGUUGAAAAGCUAAAGAAUAAUGAGUGCACACCUGCAGAUUUGUGCUACUCUUUGCAGGAGACAGUGUUUGCCAUGCUUGUGGAAAUAACUGAGCGGGCUAUGGCUCAUUGUGACACGAAGGAUGUUCUUAUAGUUGGUGGUGUAGGCUGCAAUGAGCGCUUGCAAGAGAUGAUGAGAACAAUGUGCUCUGAACGUGGUGGAAGGUUGUUUGCCACCGAUGAUAGGUAUUGCAUUGAUAAUGGUGCAAUGAUAGCUUAUACUGGUCUCCUUGAAUUUGCUCACGGUGCAUCAACUGCACUGGUGGAUUCUACAUUCACCCAGCGGUUCCGGACAGAUGAAGUGAAAGCAAUCUGGAGAGAAGCAAAUUUGGCAAAGUCAAAUGGUCUUGCACAGAAAAGCAUUUGAUUUGUCAACCAGUGGUAUUGGCUUUGUACCAAGGUCCUAUGGAAAGCUUUUCCUAUGCAUCCUUGCAUGAGUUACCUUGCAGCUAGCAGCUCUCUUCUCUUCUUCCCCUUAGGUCAUACAAACUUGACUAGAAUUUAUCCAUUUGAUAUAUGGGCACUAAGUUAGUCACAGUCUUUUCAGACUUUGGUUAUGUAUUGAGCCUGCAAUUCAAGUUUGUCUCUGCAUUACUCUAUUGAUGGCAGGAACUGUGAUAUUAUUGAACAUAGCAUGAUGCUCGAUUCAAUUUUCAGCAUGUCAGGUAAUGAGGUUGGUCUUUGGAGAGUUUAAUCUUUUACCAUGAGUUAGCUUGGUUUGAUGGAUAAAAAAUUUAGAGAUGAUAUUUCAUGUAAUAUUUUAUUUUAUAUAUAUA
Molecule: messenger RNA, 1518 nt
Organism: Gastrolobium bilobum
Lineage: Eukaryota; Viridiplantae; Streptophyta; Magnoliopsida; Fabales; Fabaceae
Exons: 4
Coding region: 51-1109 (352 amino acids)
Biological process (GO): tRNA threonylcarbamoyladenosine modification
Cellular component (GO): cytoplasm; EKC/KEOPS complex
Source: RefSeq, a predicted model, not a curated record